Penicillium malachiteum is the source of this 1257-nucleotide messenger RNA. RefSeq lists its product as uncharacterized. Bases 1 to 1257 code for a protein of 418 amino acids. The transcript is spliced from 3 exons. The record is from RefSeq and is a predicted model, not a curated record. Lineage: Eukaryota; Fungi; Ascomycota; Eurotiomycetes; Eurotiales; Aspergillaceae.
AUGCCUCCGAAAAGGAAAUCAACAGAAUCACUCUCAGCCAUCAAAGGCUCCAAGUCCAAGCGACCUAGAUCUGAUGAAAGUCCGGACGCGUCUGACAUCUUACCAAACCCACGCUAUACCAAGGGCUCAAUAACUUCAUUCUACGAUGUCCUGUACAAGGAGAUACUCGUCGAUACCAAGAAAGCAUUCGGACUGGUUUCUCUAUGCGAAUGGAACUUUGUUGGAUCUCCUGAUAACGACGAGACUGAAGAUACUGAAGAGGACCAGAGUGAGACUGAGGAGGACCAAAGUGAGACUAAGAAGGACUCAGUAUGCUACAUCCCCUUUUCCGCCAGAUAUACAUUGAGCCUAAUGACAACUAUAAUUGGAAAGAAAUUUUGCCAGGACCCUUGUGUCUGUCGCAAGCCUACCCUAGAUAAUCCAAACCACCCCUGGGUUGUGAGCUAUGCCGGAUUACUGAGAGCGUCGAUAGUUGAGUUAUUGGCGAAUGUCCGCGAGCCGUGGGUUUUUUCCCUCCAUACAUUCAAGUAUCACCAAAGCUACGGCUUGAUAGAGCUUCUCGAGAAUCUGUUGUUAGAUUUUGAUGAAGAGGAAGGGAAUUGGAAGAAUCAAUGGGCUAUUUGUGAGGCGAUAGGUCUAAUAUUCACGCGUGGCACUAUGGAGCUGAUAGACCAUGUCGAUGAUCCCAACUGUCUUUUUGAGCUUUGCCGUCUUGUACAGAUCAUGUUCCUGACUAUGCUUGCUACUCUGGAACGGCAAAAUCUAUUGGGCCCUGAUUCUGAAGUGAAAAAUCUGGGAGUUGUUAUGGGGAUGUAUGUUCUGGUUGCGGCUGAAAUUGGAAGCAAGAAAAGAAACGUUCUCGUGGGUGGGGGCAUCAUCACGCUCGGGUCGUCCAACCUUGUGAUGAUGGACACAAAGCUUAGCAAAACCCGUCACACAUCUAACGUUAUCAUGGGCUAUGCCGACAAGUACGGUUUUAAGCCCCAGUCUCCUCGCGACUUGGUGAAUGAGCUGGCUCGCCGCAAGAUCAAGUCACCCAGACUUACGAUCCCAUUGCCCACAGCCAAAAAGAAUGAUCCUUGGAAUUGGAAGAAGACUCUGGAAGAGUACAAGGGGGGGCCAGUCGGCGGUGACCGGUUGGACAUGACCAGUUGGAAACCUGAGGAACGUGCGAAGCAUUGUUUUGACAAAAGUGAAGAUCCACUUACCCAGAGUGCGUUAGAUGCUUUCAAAAGGGGAGAGUUGCUAUUCAUGUGA